CAUGUGAUAUAGCACGCAAAAGGUAUGAGCGCGUAGGAAUUGACUUGGUGUCAAUCGCUAACAAAAAGGUCCACAAACGCACCCCUGUCUCUGACACCUUUUUACCUUUUUUCUUCUAUUUCGUCUUCGUCUUUUUCUCUCAAAUCAAACCAAAAUUCACCUCUUCGAUCAUUAUCAACUACAGAUUCCACUCAGAUUCUCCUCAUUUUCUCAAAAAAUGGACUCAUCGGAUGAUGAAGGAGAGGAGUAUCUGUUCAAAGUAGUGAUAAUCGGAGACUCAGCUGUCGGCAAAUCAAAUCUGCUCUCCAGAUACUCCAAGAAUGAAUUCAACAUGCACUCUAAAUCCACCAUCGGAGUCGAAUUUCAAACUCAAACCAUGGAGAUCGACGGCAAGGAGGUUAAGGCUCAGAUUUGGGACACCGCCGGUCAAGAACGCUUCCGCGCUGUCACCUCCGCUUACUACCGCGGCGCUGUCGGUGCGCUCAUCGUUUACGAUAUCUCCCGUAGCACUACUUUCGAUAGCGUCAACAGAUGGCUUGAAGAACUCAAAACUCAUUCGGAUACAACAGUGGUGAGGAUGUUGGUUGGGAAUAAAUGUGAUUUGGGGAAUAUUCGAGCUGUAAGCGUUGAAGAUGGGAAAAAACUUGCAGAAAACGAAGGGUUGUUCUUCAUGGAAACAUCUGCACUUGAUUCAACUAACGUGAAAACAGCUUUCGAGUUGGUGAUUAAAGAGAUCUACAACAAUGUUAGCAGGAAAGUAUUGAAUUCUGAUUCGUAUAAAUCUGAAUUGUCCAUGAAUAGGGUAACUCUUGAUAACAGGGGUGACGAUGAUGGAUCAAAGCAAAAUCAAAGCAGAUCCUCUUGUUGUUCUUGAAUCUUUGAGUAGUUAAGAAGUAAAGCAAAAAAUGAGGUCUUUCAUGAGUUGUAUCUAUGUUUAUAGACUAAAUUUGAUUUCACAUAUUUAAAAUAAAUUUUUUUUUUCCAGAAAUUGUUUUGUGCUUGAAUUUUAUUCAACUUAUGGAAACCAAUAUCCGGAAAUAAAAACAUUCUUUGUGAUGUUUGACCACAAAUGAAACAAACUCAUGAUUUUUGUUUACAGAAUCUCGUUCGUCUAUAUUGUUUUGAAUCACUUGACUUUGAUAUAUUGGACCAUUUAUAUUCCCUUUAAAAUAAUAAUUAUUCAAGAUGUAUUUGCCUCUAUUUAAAACUAUAUUUUUAAAUGAAAAAACCGCAAAAAUGAUCACCGUGUUAUGUAUUUUUUCUGGAAAAUGGUCCAUGAAAGUUUUGGAUUUGUGGUUUUUUUUUGAGCAUUUUAUAUUUGUAUGUUGUUUUGAUCUCUACGAAAAUUAAAAUUACUAAAUGGCCCUUAUAAUAUUCAUUUUCUAUUUUUAUUGUUUAUAUUAAAUAAAGAUAAGGCAUGUGCAAACAUUUCAUAUACAAGGAGUCCCACCAUCUUUAUACAUCAAUUACUAUCCCAUAUCAUAAACCCAUUUCUGAGUUAGGGUUUCAUAUGAACGAAUUGAUGGUUUUUGAAGUUUCAAAAUCAAAACUUACCAUGACCCAAAGCCAAUAAUCGAAUUUCGAGCUGACAAUUUCAAAAAAUCAAAACCUGCAAGUUGUCAACAAGAAGAAAGGAACUAGAGGCUGUAAGAUUUUAGAAUGUCUGCAAGAUUCCGACGAGAUGGUUGAUUCAGUUGAAGAUUAUAGACAAGUCGCAUUUUAGUCGAGACUAAAUCCUGCUCAUUUCGGAGUAAAGGUUGUGAGCAAGAGGCUUAUGGAUAUCCUUCCAUGGAUCGUAAUUGGGUAUGGAGAUGGAUAUAUGAUGGUGGAUAUGGCGUGGGAAGAUGAUUGUGAAUAGUAGAAAAGGAUGGUGGCACGGAGAAGAUGACGGAAACAGUAGAGUUGGAGUUGUUUGUGUUUCUUUUUGUAGGUUUAUGUGUGGCUGGAAUCAAAUCCUCAUGUUCAAAAGGACUAUCAAUUCAAAACUUUAAUAGUUUAGACGAUUUUUUUGGAAAAAAUGCAUAUCAUAAGGAC
This is a messenger RNA of Lactuca saligna, 2034 nucleotides long. The record is from the annotation of a GenBank genome assembly. NCBI's taxonomy places the organism in Eukaryota, Viridiplantae, Streptophyta, Magnoliopsida, Asterales, Asteraceae.